Molecule: messenger RNA, 1188 nt
Organism: Leptomonas pyrrhocoris
Lineage: Eukaryota; Euglenozoa; Kinetoplastea; Trypanosomatida; Trypanosomatidae
Exons: 1
Coding region: 1-1188 (395 amino acids)
Source: RefSeq, a predicted model, not a curated record
AUGCAGGGCAGAGGCAUGGGUCGGGGCUCCCGCCCCUCCUAUGGGGCAGAUGGCGGCCUCUGCAGUCUGCACGGCAAGCGACGUGCGAUGCACGACCUUAUCCCGUGGAGUCAGCAGCCAGGCAAGUUUCGUUGUCUGCCGCACAAGGAGUGCCAGAUGAACCGCGACCGGCGCCACUCUGUCGGUGGUCCCGGCGGUGACCGGGGCGAGCGCACGAGUCGUGGCCGCGGCGGCGGCGCUGGGGGCGUGGGCGUUCGUGGGCGGUUGCCGAUGGCGCAGCGCGGGCGCGGUGCGAUGAUGCGGGACCGCGUGGGAGCUGGCCGAGGAGGCAUGCGGAUGCGUGGCCGCCGCGGUGACUUCCGCAUGGGCGACCGUCGGGACCACGGCGGCGCCAUUCGAGGCGAGUCAGCGAUCUGCCGCCUGCACCAACGCCGUCGUCCGAUGGGCAGCUUGAGGGAGGUCGGUGCAGGGGUCUACGAGUGUGUGGAGGGCAGCCGGUGCCGGCAGACGAUGGACCGGCCGAUGCGCGGCGGACUGGAGCGGCGCGGUCGCGUGCGGGACAACCGGGGGCCGUCAGCACUUUAUAGAACUCCGAAUGACCGAGACCGGCUUCGGCCGGUGCGGCGUGGCGAUCGCGCGGGGCCGCCGCCGCAGGAUCAGCGGUUUUACGACGCGAACGCGUCUGCCUGGACGCCGUCGGCGGGUGCGGGUGCUGGCGGCGGUGGCGGCGUGCGCCGUCGUUAUGGCCGUGUCGAGCGCAAGGUGUGGUGCGCGCUGCACGGCAAGUCGCUCCCGAUCAGUCUUUGCGAGUUUCUGCAAGACAGCUGCUAUGUCUGUCGCGACCCGAGCACGUGUCUGUCUACGCCGUUAGAGGAGGACACGAAUAGAUUGGUGAGCGGCAAGUGCGUGGAGCUGCUGUGCAGUUUGCACCACACGCUGCGCCACGUGGGAUUCUUAGAGCUGAACGAGAAGAAGGUGGCGUAUCAGUGUAUCGCGGGCCACGCCUGCCGGGGCGUGACGGUGCCACAUCUAGGCCGAGAUCCGGCGGCAGCGGCGGAGGUGAAGGCACCAAACGCCCCUGCCGGCGGUGACGUGGAAGACGACGACGGCAUCUACAUGGGCCCCCGCGUGGCGAACACGUUUCUGCCGCAGAAUGGAAGGGAGGCCGUGUCUUCGUUCUUUAUGUGA